AUCUCCUACAACUACAACUACGGCCAGUUCAUGGAUUUCCUGAAGACCAGGAACAUCACUGUUGAUUUACUUAAUGAGCCGAACCUUGUAAGAACCUGGAAUAGCGGAUCCACGAACGCAGCCGUAGGCUACACCGGUCCCAUAUUUGGACCUACAAGCUUGAUCAUUAACAACGAAUGCAAUGGAGAAGAUUUGCAGGAACCAGGAGGUCCCGGAGAAUCUCGUCGCAUCAAAGCAUUCAAAUGGUUCUGCGCUUACUUCGGUGUGCCAGCUGGUGCAGAUAAGCUUUUGAGCUGUAAAGAUAUGCCUGUCAAACUUGAUGCAUUGCGUUAUAACUACAGUUAUCAACCUGAUUGGAGC
Molecule: messenger RNA, 360 nt
Organism: Strongylus vulgaris
Lineage: Eukaryota; Metazoa; Nematoda; Chromadorea; Rhabditida; Strongylidae
Source: the annotation of a GenBank genome assembly